Molecule: messenger RNA, 5150 nt
Organism: Acaromyces ingoldii
Lineage: Eukaryota; Fungi; Basidiomycota; Exobasidiomycetes; Exobasidiales; Cryptobasidiaceae
Exons: 2
Coding region: 174-5033 (1619 amino acids)
Biological process (GO): transmembrane transport
Cellular component (GO): membrane
Molecular function (GO): ATP hydrolysis activity; ABC-type transporter activity; ATP binding
Source: RefSeq, a predicted model, not a curated record
UUUUUGUUACGGAUCGGAAACUCGACUGGAAACCUGCCUUGGCCGAGCGACCGUAAGCAGCGAUAAAAAGGGUUACUGCCUCGUCUUGCGGGUACACAUCCCUCACCUCCUCACCACAUCUUCAGUCUGUUGGGUGUGCACGAGCGUCAAGAGAGAGAGAGGCGCAGACAAAAAUGACGUCGACGAGCGCCGUGCCCGCCAACAAGGCCGGCCCUGCGGCCGCUAUGGACGAUUCCGUGGUUCAGCACACCGCCGGUGCCGGUGAUCUCGGCGAGGGAGCGGCCCAGGAAGCAGGCCAGCCCGGGGAACUACUCCAAGAGAAGGCGCAGGCCGGCGAAAAGCAACCAAAGUUUGACGGUGGUGAUCGUCUCGAGAAGACGGGGAGCACGGGGACGUGGGGAGAGGCACAGCGAGGCGAGCCGGUCGACAUUAAGCAAGCCCAGGCCGAUUUUGACUUGGCGAGGCAGACAUCCAGGCAGGGUCGCCUUCAGCACGCCCGGAGUCGAAGUCAGGAUAGCAAGAGCGGCUUCGGCAAGCUUGCUAAAAGCAUAAGCAAUCAGGGGUCCAGGCAUCAGCAGAUUCCCGAGUCCAAGCUUGAAGAAGGCCGAGAGGGGAUGGGAACAGACGAAGAGGACGACUUUGACCUGGGAAGGUUCAUCCGAGCUAGGAACUACGAGGCCGAGCAGCAGGGCGUUCACACCCACAAGCCCCUCGGCGUCUCCUGGCGCGACCUCGACGUGACGGCACCUGGCAGUGGCGGUGGUGGGAUGCUGGUCAAGACAUUGCCGCAUGCCAUCCUCAACACCGCCACUACGGACCCGAUCGGCGUGCUCUGCUUCGUUUUCCCGCCUCUCCGUUCUUUCCUUGCCAAGAGGGCAGGCGCACAUCAGCAAAAAACCUAUCUCAUCCAGGGCCAAAGUGGCGUGCUUCGAGCUGGCGAGAUGCUCCUCGUCCUGGGGCGACCCGGUUCAGGGUGUUCGACGACCCUUCGAGCUCUGACGGCCAGCAACAACGCCAACGUUCAGCAGUCGGGCACCGUCAGCUUUGGUGGUCUGAGUCCGGACGAGAUUUCCAAGCACUACCGCGGCGAAGUCAUCUUUUCCGACGAGGACGACAUUCAUUUCCCCACCCUCACCGUGGCCCAGACGCUCCGUUUUGCGCUCAAGAACAAGGUCCCCACCCGCAGCAAGAGGCUGCAAGGUGAGGGAAGAGCCGAGUUCAUCGACAUGGUCACCGACGUCAUUCUCAAGAUGUUCGGUAUGUCUCAUGUCCGAGACACCGUUGUCGGCGACGCUGCCGUCCGAGGUGUCUCUGGCGGAGAGCGUAAGCGUGUCACAAUCGGCGAGGCUUUGAUCACGAGGUCUUCCGUCGUUGCCUGGGACAACUCCACGAGAGGUCUCGACGCCUCGACGGCCCUCGAUUACGCGCGCAGUCUGCGUAUUAUGACGGACCUGUCGCACCGCACGACCAUGGCGACGCUUUACCAAGUUUCUGAGUCCAUCUACGAGUACUUUGACAGGGUUUCCGUAAUUGACGAGGGCCGGUGCAUCUACUAUGGGCCCCGCGACCAGGCCCGCCAGUACUUCCACGACCUCGGCUACUAUUCUCCUCCCCGCCAGACGACAUCCGACUUCGUCACGGCCGUCACAGACCCAGACCAGGUCGAGUUCCGAGACGGUUUUGCCGAUCGGGCGCCUCGCACAGCUGCGGAGAGAGAGCGCGUGUGGAAGGAGAGCGGCCUUUAUGGGAAGCUCAUGAAGGAGAUCGAGCAGUACGAAGCCCAGGUGCGCGAGGGCGAGCGCGAGGAAGCUCAACAGCUCGCCAAGGCAGCCGCCGCGGAAAAGAACAGGGGUGUCAAGAAAACGUCACCAUUUACCGUCAGCUUUUGGGAGCAGGUCAAGGCUUGUAUCUGGCGCCAGCUCCUCAUCCGAUGGGGCUCGCGUGUCGAUAUGCAGAUCAAGCUCUUUACCAUCGUCUCGAUCAGUCUCGUCAUCGGCGCUCUCUUCUACGGCGAGAAGGAAGAUUCGCAAGGUGUCUUUACCCGUGGCGGUGUGCUCCUCUUUUCGUGUCUAUUCAAUGGUUGGCUUCAGCUCUCCGAGGGCUUCGAGGCCGUCGCCGGCCGUCCCAUGCUCGCUCGCCAUCGCCAAUUCGCCUUUUACCGACCCUCGGCUGUCGUCAUUGCACGGGCAAUCGUCGACAUUCCCUUCCUGCUUGUUCAGUGCUUCAUCACGUCCAUUGUCGUUUGGGGCUUGGCCAAUUUGCGAAGGGACGCCGGCGCAUUCUUCAUUUACUUCGUCUACGUCUUCCUCUCGGCAUACAACCUCACAGCCCUCUACCGCGGAAUCGCUGCUUUCUCUGGCGGCUUCAAUGAGGCGAUCCGAUUCAGCGUACUCUCUCUCAACGUCAUCAUCGUCUUUGUCGGUUACGUGAUUCGAAGGCCGCAGAUGAACUGGCUCGUCUGGCUCAAUUACGUCAACGGCAUCAGUUACGCCUUUGAGGGAAUGCUCGCAAACGAGCUCAACUAUGACAUUCAGUGCAACCCAAUGCAGAUCGUGCCCUUCAACCAGGUCCGAGACGUUGCCUACCAGACGUGCGCCCUCACCGGCGGCCGCCCUGGCUCCAUCGUGGUGCCCUCGCGCGACUACCUGAGCACGACGUUCAAAUACUCUCGAAGCACGAUCUCUUACAACUGGGCCGUCCUCAUAGCGUUUACCGUCCUCUACUUUAUCCCGACGCUCAUCGCCGCAGAAGCCAUCGACUGGACGGGAGGUGGUGGUGGCGUCACGGUCUACGCGCGCACCAAGCAGGCCAUCGCCAUGAUGAAGGGCGAUAGCAAGGCGACACCAGACGAUGUCGAAUCGAAAGGAGUAGAGAAAACUCCCGCGCAGGCUAAGCGUGUCGAGUCAGACCACUCCAUGGCGAACGACAGCACACGAGCCAACUCCGAGGUCCGUGCCAACGGUACAUCCGACAACAGCGGCAAAGACGUUGCAGUGACCAAAGCCGAAGACAAAGGACAGGAGCUUAAUGACGAAGAGAUUGAAAAUCGAGCCAUCUUUACGUGGAAGGAUGUCAACCUGCAGCUGGCGUCGGGGCGCAAGCUGCUGCAGCACAUCGACGGUUGGGUCCGGCCUGGUCAGCUGACAGCGCUCAUGGGCGCUUCGGGGGCGGGAAAGACGACACUGAUGAGUGCCUUGAGCCAACGAGGCGUCGCCGGCGUCGUCACCGGCGACAUUCUCGUCGACGGAAAGCCCCUGGAUCGCGGAUUCCAGAAGGGCACCGGUCUGGUACUCCAGGGAGACGUUCACAUGGCCACACAAACGGUUCGCGAGGCCCUCGAAUUCUCUGCCCUCCUUCGUCAGCCUGCCGAGAUCUCGCGCGAGGAGAAGCUGGCUUCGGUUGAGCACGUCAUUGAUACACUCGAGCUUCGGUCGCUUCAAGACGCCCUCAUCGGCGUUCCAGGCUUCGGCUUGGGAGUCGAAAAGCGCAAGCGUGUCACGAUUGGUGUCGAGCUGGCCGCCAAACCGGACCUCUUGCUCUUCCUCGACGAGCCCACGAGUGGUCUUGACUCGGCAGGUGCGGCCGCCAUUGUCCGUCUGCUCCGCCGUCUGGCAAAGGAAGGACAGGCUAUCCUGUGCACCAUCCAUCAGCCCAGUGCACUCCUCUUCGAGGCCUUCGACAACGUCCUCCUCCUCCAGCCUGGAGGUGAGACGGCCUACUUUGGCCAGAUUGGCGAGAAGAGAGGCACCGGAAGCGAGAAGAUCCGCGGCUACUUUGAGCGCGCCGGUGCACAGCCCUGUCCGCCCGACGAGAACGCCGCAGAGUACAUUCUCGAGGUCGUGUCCGGAGGCAAGGGCAAGGGUACUGAUUGGGCGGAAAUGUGGCGAGCGUCGCCCGAGGCUAAGGCGACACGGGAAGAGGUCGAUCGCAUCAAUGCUGAGCGCAAGCAGCGACCAGCUCGCAAAGAUCCUCGCGCCCUGUCCGAAUACUCUGCCAACGCCAUGACGCAGCUCAAAGAGGUGACGAAGCGGCAAAUGGUUGAUGCCUGGCGCGACUCUUCCUUUACCUACGGCGUCCUCUUCUCCAACUUCGUCGUUGGUCUUGUCGCCGGUGGCGCCUUUGCCCACCUCGGUUUGAGCCCGGUCGACUACCAGAAUCGCGUCUUCAUCGUCUUCCUCGUCAUCCUCAACAUUCCGGCCAUCGUCAAUGCCAUUCUCAGCAAAUUCUUCACUAUCCGCGUACUCUAUGAGGUCAGGGAGCGCGAAUCGAAAGUCUACGCCUGGUACGCCCUCGUCACGUCCUUCAUCAUCACCGUCCUUCCCUUGGCCGUCGUCUGCUCCGUCAUCUACUUCCUUCCCUCGUACUUCAUCCCCUACUACGAGACGUCCUCGUCCAAAGCCGGCUACUUCUGGCUCCAGGUCUUUGUCAUGGAGAUCUGGGCUAUGCUCUUCAGCUUCCUCCUGGCUGCCAGCUGCCCCACUCCUGUCACCGCCGCCAAUCUGCUUCCCUUCGCCUUGCCCAUCCUUGCCAUCGUUUCGGGCAUCAUUGUACCCGUGACGUCGAUGCCGGCUCUCUACCGCGACUUUAUCAUCUACGUCAACCCCAUCGCGUGGUACGUCAAGGGUCAGAUUGCUACCGUGCUCCACAACCUGCCCGUCAUCUGCAACGAGGAAGAUCUUGCGCGCUUCAACCCUCCCCCGGGACAGACGUGCGGCGCUUACGCAGGCGCAUGGGCCGAGCAGGUCCAAGGUCAGCUCGUCAACCCAGAUGCAAUGUCCAACUGCGGCUUCUGCCAGUAUCAGAUCGGCGACCAGUUUGCCGAGACGCUCAACGCGCACUACAGCUUCCGAUGGCAGUCCUUUGGCAUCUUCCUUGGCUUCACUAUCUUCCAGGUCUUUGCCGUCUAUGCCUGCUACUGGUGGUUCCGCGUCAGAGGCUACGGCUUAGGCACCAGCUAUGUCACUGGUCUCCUCUACAAGCUCAACCCCUUCAAGAGGUCGUCGUCGGCGCCAAAGGAAGAAGAAGGUGCCUAACUUAUCAUAUCAAUACUGGACCCUACUUUGCCCUUUCGGCUUUUCCAAAAAACUUCCUAGAAAUCAUCUGUUGAUAAUCACAUCGUCUUCGUUUGCGUUCCCGCUUUCACACAAUCU